Messenger RNA from Daktulosphaira vitifoliae (grape phylloxera), 2293 nucleotides. RefSeq lists its product as uncharacterized. Gene Ontology annotation, biological process: RNA processing. NCBI's taxonomy places the organism in Eukaryota, Metazoa, Arthropoda, Insecta, Hemiptera, Phylloxeridae. Gene Ontology annotation, molecular function: mRNA binding. The record is from RefSeq and is a predicted model, not a curated record. Gene Ontology annotation, cellular component: nucleus. The coding region runs from base 368 to 2212 and encodes 614 amino acids. The transcript has a single exon.
GCGGGAGCGUUUUAGUUGGUUUUUUAAUACAUAACGUACAGCUGACGCCGUGGUAGUAAAAUUACUAACCGCCGCCGAAUCGCACAAGCCGCCGCAGCCGCCGCCGCGUAACAUCGCAGCCGUGUUUUAUGUGUGUGUGUAAGUGUGUGCAAGUGAGUGUGCGAGUGCCGCCCACCGUGUAGUGUGCGCUGUUCGGGGGGUUGUAGUUAAUAAAGCACAAGACGCGCGUGGCUCGCGAGUGUGUGUGCCAGUGAACUAGUUGCACAACAGGAAUCUCCCCCCAAUUCAGUUCUCCAGAUUGGUAUUCGUUUCGUGUUAUGCCAAAGUGGUUUUACACUAUAAUAUUAUAGAAAAUUGAUCAAAGAAGAUGGCAACAGUUGAAUUAGCACCAGUAACAGAAAAAAUAAUAGAAAAAUUACCGGAGAAGACCGUAGAAGUAAAAGAAUCGUUGACUAGCGACGUCAAAGAAAUCUCCAAAGAGAACAAAGUGUUACCUACCAAAGCAAUAGACAUAAUCGCCAAAUCAUUAGACUUGAAACGGGCCAGUGUGUCGUCUAUAGACAGCGACAUAUCACUGUCGUACGACGCGGCUCCCUUUUACCCGCGGUCCCUCAAGCAAAACAUGUCUUCGCCUAACAAUUCCAGCGGAUCCAGUACGGACGAUGGUGGUCCCCAACAGCGUAGUGCUUCGACAACUAACGGUGGCCACAUCGGCCACACCGACUCGUCAGAUUCUGCUUACGAAGGAGGGCCAGUCAAGUCUGGAGACGAAGACAAGCCAUUUAUACCACCCGAUGAGGAAACCACCAAGCGCAUUCUUGAUCAGGUCGAGUUUUACUUUUCAGAUUCGAAUAUUGUCAAGGACGCUUUUCUUCUUAAACACGUGCGCCGAAACAAGGAAGGAUACGUUUCGCUCAAGCUUAUUUCAUCGUUCAAGCGCGUCAAGCAUUUAGCAAAAGAUUGGAGAGCAGUAGCUCACGCUAUAUCUCGGUCUGAAAAACUCGAAAUAAACGAAUCUGGCACAAAAUUACGUCGCAAGGAACCAUUGCCUUCUUACGACCAAACGACUCCGUCACGUACCGUAGUAGCUAUAAAUUUACCCGAGGAAAAGCCAGUGACCAUCGAGUCCGUUGCCGAACUAUUCAGAAAUUGCGGAGAAAUAGCUUUAAUUCGAGUUCUCCGUCCGGGUAACCCUAUACCAUCGGACGUCCGUCAUUUCGUCAACAAGCACCCGGAAACUAGCACCAACGUGAGCGCAUUGAUCGAGUUUGUGCGUACCGAAUCGGCACACAAUGCUAUCAGCAAAGACUGGAGCGUAGAAAAGGCCAAAGACGGACAAACCAUGACAGUGAUAGAGUUGAACGCUCCAGCGUCCAAAAAGAAGGCCUCCGCAGCAGCCAAGAAAUCGCCAAUGAAUCGUUUGUUUGAUAUGGAAUAUUCGUCAUCAUGCCAAAGCGGUUCGGAAGCCGAGGAUCUGCGUUCCAAGUUGCGCAUGCAACGCAAAGUUUCGCCUAACACAUUGAUGCGAUCCGAUCCGAAUUGGACCCAGCGACGUUGGUCCCGGGACUCAGGAACAGAUAGUUCCGCAUCUGGUUACUCGCGUCGUGAUUCAUACAUACCGCCGGCUACACAACAACAUCAAAUGCCACUAACCGAUUACAGUCACAGACGUAUGUCUACUGGUUGGGAUUCGAGUUCGGAUAGUUACUACUCGGGACGGUCACGCUCCGGUAGCGGCGCAUCCAUACCAGAAACAUUCGGUAUGCGUCGGUUCUCGUUAGCUAAUCGCCCGGAACAGCAACAACAGUCUUGCUGCUGCAGCUGCGGUCACGCACAACAACAGCAACCGCAGCCAAUGGUCAUGCGCAGACACUCUGCGCAAGAAAAUCAUCAUUAUGAUUUGGGUAGACGAUGCAGUAGCAGUAGCAGUAGCAGCGCUGGUGAUUUUAUGAUACGUAAGGAUUCAACAUCGGACUUUUGUUGUGGCUCGCCAGCUGGUGGAUUCCACCAAAAUUGGUCACGCAAAAGCAGUUCUUCUUCGAUGGGUGAUAGACGCAUGUCUAUCGAUUCAUCCGAUUCAUCUGGACGGGGAAGCCGUAGGCAAAGUCUGGUAGCUCCAGACAACGUGGUUAGGAUGCCCAAAGGCCCAGACGGUUGUGGAAGUCGAGGAUUUCAACGCGAACCUCUUGUCGACACUACCCUCUAUGAAUAAAACAAACAGUUUCGCUGAACAAUUAUUAUUGCUAAUGUUAAAAAAAAAAAAAAAAAACCAAUUUUAAAUCAUUUUAAACAA